AUGCUUCGCUGCAAAGAUGCCUACAUCCGCAGCGCUGGCGCUCGCGGAGGGAGCUACCUAUCCAGAGGACAUUCUGACGUGAUGACUCGAGUGGGAUAUUCUGGUGGAAGACUCUUCAAGGCUGCAUCGUUGUCGUCCCGAACGUCCUCAUGGACUUACGGUCAGACACUACGGAGCCGGCUGGAAACAUCGCCGCGGUGGGACGUAGUCAGACGGUUCUCAGCGUCUUCCGCUUCGUCGUUUGCGUUGAGAGACCUACUAAGAGACCAUGGGAAAAAAAAGGAUUCGUACCCAAAGGGGAGUGAGGACGAGGCCAGAGUCCUCCUGGAGAUCGCGACGGGGAAAGAGGCUGCGCUCUCUGUCUCUCCAAAGGCGGUAGAACUGGAGAUUAAGUGGCUCAAGGAUCCGAAGGAACUGGCUGAUCGUGUCGCCAGGCUGCUAAAAGGCAGGAAAGCUGCCAUGGCAGCUGCGUUGGUUCGCAGAGCGCAGAAAGAGGGGAUAGAAUGUAUGGUGGCAUGGAACCAUCUGAUGGCGCAUUGUAUGGAUCGUGGGGCGCCUUUGGCUGCAUUCAAGUUCUACAAUGAUAUGAAAAAGAGAGGCAGGCGACCGAAUGCUAGUACAUUCACCAUCAUGCUGGACGGAUUGUCCCGAGAUUCUCAUCAGCGAGGUCUCCACCCCGUCAAGACCGCGUACUCAAUCUAUAAAUCUAUAUUCACCGAAAAGUCGGGAAUCAGGCCAAACAUUAUCCACUUCAACGCAAUGCUGAAGGUCUGCGGACGACAUUAUGACAUCGACACUCUCUGGAAAGUUGUUGGUGAUCUUCCUGAAGAGGGCCCGGAUGCACCGGACGUGAAGACAUACACUAUAAUCCUGACGUCUAUCAACGCGAUAACCCAGCGUGAUGUCGAACGCAUCCCUCCCAGCCAACUUGACAAAAUGAUAGCGAGAAGAGCAGCUGGUGUUCGGGAUGGCAAAAGGAUAUGGGCGGACAUUGUCAAUCAAUGGCGCACUGGCCGGAUGACGAUUGACAAUCACCUUGUCGGCACCAUGGCAAAUCUUCUGAUUAAUGGUUUGGACGAGCAUGGUUGCUAUGAUGCGCUGGCUCUGUUUAACCAGACCAUGGGGAUUCCAAUUUUCGCCAAGAAGCCUCCUCAUUAUGUCCCUUCUGGCUCUUUGACCCCACAAAGUCUGUACGAAGCCACACGGACUCGCCCCCGUACGGAAAUAGAUCAGCAGGAUGAUCUGGACCAAGAUGCGGAAUCCUUGGAAGAUCAGGAAAUGGCAGAAAUGGACCGGACCGAACUUGAGGAAGACGAAACUGAGGUAAAUUUCGAGGGUCUCUUUGAUCCUGUGACCAAUACUACUCCCGAUGAGAAGAGCCGCAGUGAUAACUCGGCAUCGACACCUGCCCUUCUAAGGCCCGGGAAUGUAGAACUCAGCCUCAUAUUAGAAGCAUGUCGGUUGUUGACUGAGGGUGCCGGUCCUGGUAAACAGUAUUGGGAAUACCUGACCCUCAGGGAUGAUGGCCCUAAAGUCCAGCCAGACGAGCAUUCUUUCCAUCAAUAUUUGCGUCUGCUUCGAGUUGCGCGAUCGAGUCGAGUCGCGCUGGGCAUGAUACGUGAUCAGAUGGUGCCUGCCAACGCAUUAGAGGGGAAGACGUUCCAUAUUGCCAUGAGCUGCUGCCGUCGUGAUCGUCAGAACCCUAAUGUUUUCAAUAUCGCCAAUGAGUUGCUUGCAUUAAUGGAUACACACCUUCCGCUUCCCGAUCCCAGGGCCUUGAUUGGUUAUCACGAGCUGAUCGAUGUUUUGGCGGCGAAUGGGCAGUGGCUCAUGAUGCUGAACGGGCUGGACGUCGAUGAAGACAAGCGGUCAAAUCUGGCACAGACGGGUCGCAAGUUGAAAUUAGCGCUGCAAACCACUGCCAUCUCUAAGUUACAGCCGCACGUGUCGAAACUAUGCGAAGCGGCGGAAAAGGGACAAAUCACCAAGGCUUCCGAUCGUUCUCACCCUCUGAAUAACAGGGACGAUGGUUCCGUCGCUGGCUUCUUUGCACUCAAGGCUUUAGUGAGGACCCGAGCCCUGAUGGAUACUGUGCUUGGUCCGCAGUACGAGUCCUUACUGUCCAAGUCUGAUCGCGAGCGGAUUGAGCCCGAAGCAAAGAAAUUGAGAAAAUUCUCCAGUCCCGAGAUGGUUGUGAAAUUCGAGGAUUCUGUGCUGUCUCCAACUUGGGAACAGCGCCUCCGAUCCAUAGACUCUAGGGCGGCGGUGAAAUCUGAUGGAAAACAGAAAGCAAAGGAGCCUCCGGCAGGUACCAAGCAAACUGAGGUGGCGCCUAAAGAAGAGAAGGUCAACCCGACAGAGAAGCAGACUCAAGACCAAGAGCAUUCGGAUGUGCCGAAGGAGUCGAAAGAAUCAAAUGAGCAACCAGCCCAGCAAUGUAUAUGUACCGGUAUUGUCACCAAGAAAUUCUUGCUGGAUACUGCCUGUGUUUCUUCGCCUCUGAGUCCAUGUACUUUUAUCGAACCGAUAUCUCCGUCGUAG
Rasamsonia emersonii CBS 393.64 is the source of this 2541-nucleotide messenger RNA. Its product is annotated as Pentatricopeptide repeat protein. Bases 1 to 2541 code for a protein of 846 amino acids. The record is from RefSeq and is a predicted model, not a curated record. Gene Ontology annotation, molecular function: protein binding. Lineage: Eukaryota; Fungi; Ascomycota; Eurotiomycetes; Eurotiales; Trichocomaceae. The transcript is spliced from 3 exons.